CAAUCAUUCUCUUAUUGCAAGUAAAUGAAAUGUUAGAACCCUAUCGGACGCUCGGCCUAGUCAAUGGCAAUACCGCCAAACCCUUCUUGCAACGCCGUUCUACAGAAUACUUUAUCACUUGUGCAAUAGACUCAGUCUUACAGUUGUAUGAUAUAUCCAAAUUGAGAUUAAAAGGAUGUUCUCCUAUUCUCGUUUGUGGUGAUACAGAGACCGUCAUUAAGAGCAUAGUCUGCUGGAAAGAUUGGACGUAUGUCGCUUCCUUCGAUACCAUUUUGGUAUUUUAUCGCUUGCAAUUGAAGGAGAAUUGGAAGGAACAUACGAAAGAAAUUUCUCACUUGUUAAUAUUUGGUACUGUGCUGCUAAGUGUUUCUUCUGCAGAACAAAGAGUCAUUGUGUGGGAUCUGACUUCACAUGAGAAAGUUGCAGAGUUUUAUUUAUCCGUAGGCUUUGUAGUUACUUGUGUUGAACAUCCAGAAACUUAUCUCAACAAAGUAUUAUUAGCAAGUGAACAAGGUCAUUUGCAGCUUUGGAACGUACGCUCUUGUCGCUUGCUUUAUGAAUAUGAAAGUUUUGGUUCUACUAUUACGAGUAUGCGUUCUACGCCAGCUCUUGAUAUUGUCGCUUUGGGUCUCGCAGACGGCCGUACAAUAUUAUUCCACCUUAAAAGAAACCAAACCGUCAUGGAAUUUUUUCACCAGAAAAGUAAUCAAAAUGUGAAUACGAGUCUCUCAAGGAAUCAUCUUUCUAUGGAUCAAAUGCCUUUUGAUGGCUGUCCUGUAUUGGAUAUUGCGUUUCGUUCCGAUGGCUAUUCUGAAAUGGCAGUUUCUUAUUCUGAUGGUUCCAUCGUAUUCUUUGAUUUGAAGCAAAGAGAAGUAAAAUACAAGUUAAGCAAAGUUCAUUUAGGAGGUGCUUGGUUUAUCCAGUAUUUACUUGGUGAACCUUUGUUGGUAACUGCUGGACAACGAGAUAAUUGCAUCAAAGUUCAUAUAUCAGAUAGAGUUAUGGAACCUCCCAGACUAUUGCGUUUUAGAGAAGGACAUAUGAUGCCUCCCAUUCGUUUACGUUUUGCAGCAGAUAAUCCUCGAAUACUUCUUUCUUGUAGUAUAGAUCGAGAGUUGCGCCUCAUAUCCCUAUUUCGAGAUGCCCAAAGUAAAGGACUUUCACAACAAGUAUCAUCUUUGAUUGGAGGAAAGAGAAAGAGAAAGCAUUUAAGGAAACAAAAAGGAAUAGAAAUUGGAGCUCCUUUGCGCAUUCAAGAAGAUGUUCGAGGCAUACUUCCUCGCAUUUGUGCGAUUGCAGUAGGAUCUCUUAGAGCUCGAGAUGCUGAAUUUGCAGAUAUUGUUACCUGUCAUGAAGGUUGUUUGGAAGCAUAUUGUUGGAAAUUGGAAAAUGGUACUCUUACUCAUAAAGUGUUAUCCAGAAAGCUAUUAACAAAGGAUGCCUUUCAUAAGAAUUCUGUUGGAAAGAAGAAGCAUUCGGGAUAUCGUUUAGAACAAGCUAAUUGUGUUGCAAUAUCUCCAUGUGGGAAUUUCGCAUCUAUUGGUACCGAUUUAGGAAUGUUGGACUUGUACAAUCUACAAUCAGGUUCAUAUAGAAGUUCCUGGACAGAUGAUCAGUGCUCUUCAAGAGCUCAUUUACUUGCAGUUACUGGGGUUGAAUUUGAUAAUCUUGGUGAGACACUUGUUUCUGGAAGUAUCGAUGGGUUGUUGAAGUUUUGGAGUCGACAGGAACUCAAGUUGUUGUAUACCAUAGAAAUAGGCAUUCCUAUUGUGCAAGUCGUUUGGGGUUAUGUUUGCAAUUUGUUAGCCAUACUUUGUGAUAAUUUUGAAAUUCAUUUGGUUGAUCCUGAAACGAAACAACUUGCUCGUCGUUUUAUAGGGCAUCAAGGUCCUUUAACGGAUGCUCAAUUUUCGGGAGAUGGAUACUUUUUAUUAUCGUCAUCUUUAGAUGGAAGUUUAAGAGUUUGGAAUAUUCAGUUGGGUCGGUGUGUGGAUAUAUUUGAAUUUGAACACGCUCCUAUUUCUAUUGCUUUUUCUCCCAACAAUGACUUUAUUGCAACUUGUCAUUCCAACUGUAUAGGCAUUGCAUUGUGGUCUAAUCAACAUCAUUUCAAAACAAAUGCAGUCGAAAGCCAUUCUUCCGUUAUAACAAACUCAAAAGAACUUUUAGGUAGACUUCCACAUAUUGGAGAAUUUCAAUGGCGUUCUCCAUUGUCCAUUCAGAAUACUCUUCAGGAUCAUCUUAAUAGGAUGCCAAAGAAGGAGAAUUUAUCAUCUUUUACUUUAUCAGGAAAACCUCUCCAUUAUUUACUUACUCUUGUGAAUUGGGAUAUUGUGAAGAAACGUAGUCAGCCACAACAACCAGUGAAGAAACAAGCAGAGGCACCUUUCUUUCUAUCAUCUCAUGUAUUGGGAAAGGAAUCUACUUUGGAUACUUUUCAUUCUACUGAAAAUAUGCAUCAGAAAAUGAGUGAUCAUAACGCUUACAGUUUGACCGCAUCUCAGUUGAUGGCAUGCCUUUAUCAAGGAGGAGAUAUGGAUAAUCUAAAUGAUGGCAUUCGAGAUGAAGAAGCUUUGCAACUGUUGAGAAAAAUGAAUCCAACGAGCAUUGAGUUGGAAGUGGAAGGAUUGAAAGACUAUGAUAAUGGCAAAGAAUGUCGUUUGUUUUUAGAAUUUCUCAUUCGUCAGUUGCAUGCUAGGAGAGAUGUCGAUCUUAUAGAAUCUGUAUUAGCAGUAUUUCUCAAAAAACGAGGUUUAGAACUUAUUUCUUUCGCAGAAAUAGGUAAAGAGUUCCAUGAAGCCUUACAAGUACAAACCGAGGUAAUGGACCAAUUGGAAUCUCUUUUAGAUGAAAUCGAUGGAUGGACCGAUGGAUUGUCAUGGAUUUCUUAAUUGUCUGGAAGGAACGCAUUCCAACCCAUUAUUUUGAUUGGAAUGAAAGAAUCAUUAUAAGAAAGAAUAAUAUAAUAUGGACCAAGAACAGACAAAGUUCCGGGUAACUUGUUAUAAACCAGUAAACACUAUGACUACUUUCUCUCCUACUACUCUAGCUCCGUAUACGCUUGUCAAGGUGAUAGGAAAUAACCGAACAAAGAGUCUUUGGAUUGGUCAGUUGGGUUUGGUUGUGGGUCAUCAUGCAUUGGGUGGUUGGCACAAAGUAUUCUUAGACUUGAAUAAUAACAAGCCUAUAGUGAAGAUACAAAGAAACGCACUGAGAGUAGUGUAUUCGCAUGAUAAAUGGGAAAACUUGUUCAAUCAACUAAAACAAUAUCGAAGAUGGAUAUCGGAGAAAAACAAAAAACAAGCGAUUCCCAAAAAACCAAAGCCUUAUCAGUCGAUAUCAUUUUCUGCUUCCGAUUUAGGUUGUUUUUCUAAAAGUUUCAUUUGGGAGAAGAAUAGUUUCAGUCCAACUGCAACUAGGCAUACUUGUCUUUCUUAU
Messenger RNA from Galdieria sulphuraria, 3438 nucleotides. Its product is annotated as transducin family protein / WD-40 repeat family protein. Gene Ontology annotation, molecular function: protein binding. Gene Ontology annotation, biological process: rRNA processing. Gene Ontology annotation, cellular component: small-subunit processome; Pwp2p-containing subcomplex of 90S preribosome. The transcript is spliced from 2 exons. The coding region runs from base 30 to 2891 and encodes 953 amino acids. NCBI's taxonomy places the organism in Eukaryota, Rhodophyta, Bangiophyceae, Galdieriales, Galdieriaceae. The record is from RefSeq and is a predicted model, not a curated record.